AUGUCCAAUCAAAGGCUAAAGGGUAAGGUGGCUUUGAUCACCGGUGCAGCAAGCGGGAUUGGGGAGGCGGCGGCCAAGCUAUUUGCAGAGCACGGGGCUUUUGUGGUUGUUGCUGACGUCAAGGACGAGUUGGGUCAUGAAGUUGUGGCUUCCAUAGGGCAAGAGAGAGCUACGUAUGCACACUGCGACGUCCGAGAAGAGAAGCAAGUGGAGGAAACAGUGGCCAUCACCUUGGACAAGUAUGGCAGACUCGACGUGUUGUUCAGUAAUGCCGGGGUCUUAGGACCUUUAAAUGGGAUCCUAGAUCUUGACAUGGCGGCCUUCGACAACAUCAUUGCCGUCAACGUAAGAGGCGUGGCGGCCACCAUAAAGCACGCAGCACGAGCUAUGGUGGCCAGGAAGAUAAGGGGCUCCAUCAUUUGCACCGCCAGUGUGGCCGCGUCAGUGGGAGGCUCGGGGCCUCACGCCUACACCACGGCUAAGCACGCGGUGCUGGGUCUCGUCCGAUCGACAUGUAGUGAACUUGGAGCGCACGGGAUUAGGGUCAACUGUGUCUCCCCCUUUGGAGUUGCGACGCCUCUUGUCUGUGAUGCUUUCGAUCUGAAGCCUAGCGUAGUGGAAGCUAAUAGUGCAGCCAUAUCCAACUUGAAGGGGAUUGUAUUGAAGGCUGCCCACAUCGCAGAGGCUGCUCUGUUUCUUGCUUCCGAUGAAUCUCUUUUCAUGAGUGGACAUGACUUGGUUGUUGAUGGAGGGUUCACCGUCAUUAGCCGCAGUUAUUACCACAACUAAACUCAA
Molecule: messenger RNA, 795 nt
Organism: Macadamia integrifolia
Lineage: Eukaryota; Viridiplantae; Streptophyta; Magnoliopsida; Proteales; Proteaceae
Product: short-chain dehydrogenase reductase 3b-like
Exons: 2
Coding region: 1-789 (262 amino acids)
Source: RefSeq, a predicted model, not a curated record